Molecule: messenger RNA, 1648 nt
Organism: Chenopodium quinoa (quinoa)
Lineage: Eukaryota; Viridiplantae; Streptophyta; Magnoliopsida; Caryophyllales; Amaranthaceae
Product: SH3 domain-containing protein 2-like
Exons: 10
Coding region: 211-1320 (369 amino acids)
Molecular function (GO): protein binding
Source: RefSeq, a predicted model, not a curated record
AAUAUGCAAAUUUUCCUAAAGUUUUAAACAUCCAUGUCUAAAGUUUUUAAAUGGAUAAAAAAUGAAUUAAAAAAUAAAAAUAAAAAGUGGGUGUAAAACUAAAAAAGGUUAUGAUUUGAAAUCUGUGAUUUCUCUUUCUUAUUUCUCUCUCUACAACGUUCCUUUUUCUCUCUCCCGCGAGCAGAAAGCACACAGACAUUGAAUUUGUUAAUGGAAGCUAUCAGAAAGCAAGCUACUCGUCUCCGCGAACAAGUUGCUAAGCAGCAGCAGGCUGUUUUCAAGCAAUUUGGUGGAGGAUAUAAUUCAGAUAAUUUGGUCACAGAUGAGGCAGAGCUUCAUCAACAUCAGAAACUUGAGAAGCUUUACAUAUCAACACGAGCUGCUAAGCAUUUUCAAAGAGAUAUCGUGCGUGGAGUUGAAGGUUAUAUUGUUACAGGAUCGAAGCAAGUUGAAAUUGGUACAAAGUUGUCUGAGGAUAGCAGGAAGUAUGGUGGUGAAAAUACAUGCACUAGUGGUAGCACAUUGUCCAAAGCAGCUGUUAGUUUUUCCCGAGCUCGUGCACAGAUGGAGAAGGAGCGCGGAAAUUUAUUAAAAGCUCUUGGUACACAGGUAGCGGAGCCCUUAAGAGCAAUGGUUAUGGGAGCUCCCUUAGAAGAUGCUCGGCAUCUUGCUCAACGAUAUGACCGAAUGCGACAAGAAGCUGAAGCUCAGGCAAUUGAAGUUUCUAAACGUCAGGCAAAAGUUAGAGAAGCAUCAGGAAAUCCAGAAAUCGUUAUGAAGUUGGAAGCUGCUGAGUCAAAGCUUCAUGACUUGAAAUCUAAUAUGGGGAUAUUGGGAAAGGAAGCUGCAUCUGCAAUGGCGGCUGUUGAGGGUCAGCAACAGAGAUUGACUCUUCAACGACUCAUUGCCAUGGUGGAAGCAGAACGUGCCUACCAUCAAAGAGCACUCCAGAUACUUGAACAGCUUGAAGGCGAGAUGAUAUCAGAGCGACAACGUAUAGAAGCUGCCCCCAGCCCAAGUAUUGAGAACAAUGUAUCACCACCUCCAGCUUAUGAAGAAGUUAAUGGUGGGUUUGCGUCUCAGGCUCAGAAUGGCACAACUGACAGCAUGGGUUAUUUCCUAGGAGAGGUCACAUGCCCAUACCAAGCAGAGUCCGACAUUGAGUUGAAUUUGUCAAUAGGGGAUUAUGUUGUUGUUCGAAAGGUAUCCAACAACGGCUGGGCUGAAGGUGAAAGCAAAGGCAAAGCCGGUUGGUUUCCUUACGGUUACAUUGAAAGAAGAGAACGCGUACUAGCAAGCAAGAUCGCCGAAGUUUUCUGAAAUCUACGUCUGGGUAGCUGAAACUGAUAAAGGUUUUGUUUGUAAUGUGUUUCAACUCUACAUCAAAGCCCAAAAUUCAUUGUUUGAUUGAUAUAUAAAUGGAACAAUUGCCGUAGGUUUACUGUAGUGUAUGAUGUAGCUAUCAUUUUUGUUUACUUUCUGAUCUCCCAAUUUUUUUUUUCUUUUACAUUUUGUGCAAUCUUAUAGAAGUAUAUGUCAUGUAUUGUCUACAUCGGAAGUGGGAGGGGGAAUGACUGAGGAUGUCAUGAAAGUGUGACUGAUACUUCAAAUUUUUAAUAUGCUAUUUUUGAUUUCUUUUGUUGGUUUA